This is a messenger RNA of Opisthocomus hoazin, 878 nucleotides long. The record is from RefSeq and is a predicted model, not a curated record. Lineage: Eukaryota; Metazoa; Chordata; Aves; Opisthocomiformes; Opisthocomidae.
AUGGCAGCGAGACAAGGAACCGGAGCUUCAAAUGGAAAAGACAAGACAUCUGGUGAGAAUGAUGGGCAGAAGAAGGUUCAAGAGGAAUUUGACAUAGACAUGGACGCGCCAGAGACAGAGCGGGCGGCUGUGGCGAUACAGUCCCAGUUCAGAAAAUUCCAGAAGAAAAAAGCGGGGUCCCAGUCUUAGCAGCUACCUCACAGCUUAAAGCAAAGUAAUCCUGAAAUGGUUUAUCAAGAAAAUCAGGAGUAACACAAGGAUGCAUGUACAGAAAUUACCAAUAUUUAAAACCCCAUUGGCAGAUAACAAACCAUGAGCUUGUGUGUGACUUCAUCCCAGGUGUUUCAUCCCAGGUGUUUCAUGCCCAUUAUCCUCUGUAACUCACCAUUUUACUUGAUGUUGUAAUAAAAAGUUAGGGUGAAGUAAUUAAAGUGUCUGCCUUCAUCUAUCUUUUCAUAUUAAUCCAGCAACCACAGCACUACAAACGAACCGAGCCCAGAUGCUUGUUAUCCUCUUCACGUAAAGCUUGGAGAUGUAACAGCACCGUAUGUUACAAGGUUUUUGCUGAGGGAUGAGAGCAGGCAUCUCAGCCCUACUUACCUCAUUUGGAGACUUCCAGCUGCCAGCCAAAUGUGACGAUAAAAUUACUUUCUCAUAAUGAGCUGAAAGCAAAAAGUUGCAGACAGAAGCUGGCAUGAGGGGAAGAGGUGUAGGAAGCAGUGAGCAGUUUAUUUUUGUCUUGCAAUUAUGCCGAUAAAGUGGCUUAAGUGGGGAAAUUGUCCCUGUCCUUCCUCUUUGCAUGAUAAUGUUUAGAAUUACCCAGCUUGGACCAAAUUGACUGUUACGGAAAAAAAAAUAAAAAAUCAGAAACAAAAUAC